This is a messenger RNA of Fusarium oxysporum Fo47, 3266 nucleotides long. Its product is annotated as RAM signaling pathway protein-domain-containing protein. The transcript is spliced from 2 exons. The record is from RefSeq and is a predicted model, not a curated record. Gene Ontology annotation, molecular function: protein binding. Bases 127 to 3075 code for a protein of 982 amino acids. Lineage: Eukaryota; Fungi; Ascomycota; Sordariomycetes; Hypocreales; Nectriaceae.
UCAUCCUUCAAGCAUCGACAUAUCGUCAUAAAAUUCCAACGGCUCCCCCCUCGAUCGAUUUCUCCACCGGCGCGCCUCCCCACGUUUCUUACUUGAGCCGCGCAUUCCUCAUAUUGACUGUCCGCCAUGGAACGGCCAGAUCGACUCGCCGGCUCGUCCGUCGGUUCUGCAUCGCAGGCUUCAGUCCCAAGAAGCUUACCCGAAAACCAUAUAUCUGGACGACGUCCAGUCCCAAACUCAGCGGCCACGUCUAACGGACCGCCACCUCCUCCUCCUAUUCCUUCCUUGCGAAGCGUUCCCUCCAGUUCCUCUCUUUCUGCCGCGGGCAUGUCGGCAGCUCAGGUUAUUAGUCUCGCGCGUGAGGCAAUGCAAAAUGCCAUCGAAAGCGAGAGCCAAGCUGCUGAAGCAGGCGCCGUCAGCACAGGGCUCAGAACCGGAGUCACAAUUGACCUCAGUCGCAAAGGGAUCCAAAAAUUACCAGAUGAAGUUGUGGAUAUUGUCAAGGGUGAUCUGGAGCGGUCCGUUUCCAUGGGACCAUCUUCAGCAACGCGGUCGGAUACUGAUACCUAUACGGUCUCCAGACUAGCACUGUCUCAUAACCAACUGACAACAUUACCCGCUCGCUUUUCUGAAUGCACAUCAUUGCGAUAUCUCAACAUCCGGGGCAAUCAGAUCAAGGAGUUUCCUAUGCCUUUGUGCGAUUUGAAAUCAUUGGAGAUCCUUGACCUUGGCCGAAAUCAACUUCGAAGUCUUCCUACAGAUAUUGUGCGACUCUCGUCAUUGAAAGUUUUGUCUAUUCCAAAGAACCAAAUACGGGAGUUGCCACUAUGUAUUGCCGAUAUGGGGUCCUUGCAAGUGAUCAAGUUUGAGGGCAAUCCCAUUAACUUUCCGCCACGAGACGCAAUACAAGUGCAAGCCGCAAGCCCCCCACAUGAGGGCAUUCAGAAAGACAACGAAGUUACGGAGGUGGCGGUAACGCUACAAAUCAAAAGGUUUCUUAAGCAGCAUGCUGUCAACGGCCGAUCCGAAUCUGAUAACACAGGUGACGAAUCUAGCGAGGGCGCGGAAACCCCUCGCUUCCCAUUGAAAAGGGUUGCAAGUGGGAGAUUCCCUGUCAAAGUAAGUGGUGCGGAUUUGCCUGAUAUUCGUUCUCCCAAUAUUGGAUCACGGGCGCCUCCGAUACCAUCGAGAUCACACUAUCGUGGACUUUCCCAACAAAACAGCGCUUUUCGACGACCCGGUGUCAUGCCAUUGACGAUUGGCAAUGUCAAUGAACGUGUUCGUAGCAACUCAGAAAGCCUACUGAGGGCGGAGCGAUCAGAGAGUCGCAACAGGCGCAUGGGAAUUGUCUCGAGAAAACCCUCUGACCUUGGUACACUUGAUGAGAUGCAAGUGAAUAAUCGAUUUAGUCAUUAUCGUGGCCUGAGUCAUGGAUCUGCCAUGCAAGGUAACCAAGCAACGACGAAGAGCCCUGCGACCCCAACGGAACCAUACUUGGCACGUCCGAUCUACGUGAGACGUCUUUCUGUCCUCCCUGAGCGGAGGCGAGAAUCAAAAGUUUAUGAUCCAGUCAUUGAAGCUGCUAAGGGCAUCCUCUACUCGGUCUUUCAGAUCCAUCCUAUGAUCCAGAUGCUCAUGAGCUUGACGAGUGAUGGGUCUGCUAAGCGAUCUAGCCUUGAGAUCGUGUUCUACAACACCAACUCCCAUGUUGAGGAAUUGGAGCAGGAAAUCCAGAAACACGAGAACGCCUUGGUCGACCUCGACGACCGUUCCCAAAGAGAGAACGAAAACGUCCAUCGAGCCUGUCAAACUCUGGUUAGCGCAUAUGGCCACGUUUGUACACUUUUAGCCGAUAACAUCGAUACUUUCGUGAACAACGGAGAUGCUCGAUAUAUUCGAACGCUUCUGAUGUUGCUCUAUAAUAGUAUCAUGGAACUACGUGUGACACUGUCGUCCGUUAGCGCAGAGGAUGGGCGUCGGCAAGCAGCCUCCAAGGGGGACCAGAUGGGUGAGCGUACUCUCAGGGCGCAUGCACGUGAACCUUCCAUUACCCCCACUGUUGGUAGGUCAACAGGAGCUCGCAACCGCAACGGCACUCUGGUACACCAUCCGAUCAAUUUGCGUGUUGCUACAGAUGUACCCGUGCCUACACCCCUUUCUGCGGCUUACCUCAAUGGCAAUGGUCGAACCGCCACCAUUGCAUCGGCCACUCCUCGAUCAGGAGAAUCUUUCUCCUCGAUAGGUAGCCGCGGGAUUUCUUCCGAGUUCACAGAAGAAGAUAGGCAGUUUGAGAAGAUAUUCCUAUCCUUGCAAAGGUCGACUGAUCUCGUUAUGGGGACACUUCCCAGUUUCCAAGCCCAGCUAACAGGUGGUUUGAGGAACGCCAUGUAUCAGAGGACCCCAGAAAGUGUAAUUCAGCACUGGAAAGCCUUGAUAACCAUGUGUGGACAUGUCAUUCAACAGACGGAGAUUCUCAAGAACAGACUGUCACUUAUCAAGCUCAAGGAGCCUGGAGUUCGAACACAAGCGAGCUUCUGGAGUCUCUGUAACAACUUCAGUCACUCUUGGGCGGACAUGAUCUAUCAGAUCAAGUACGGCCCCAACAGUGUUCCACUGCCUCCUGAUACCAGGGCACGAUUACGACCGAUUCAGCAGAGUAUUAAGGAAACAAGCAACAUCAUCUCCAAGUCCCCUUGGCACUAUCUUUUCAACCAUCCCUCAGGCACGCCGAACGGGCAGAUACACUACCCCCCUCGCGGUAUGUCACCGACUCAAGUCCCGAUCACGCCACAGAGUGCUGCUUUGGGCCCCGCCAUGCAGGCGACAGUUCCCACCACGCCGCAAAGUGGUUCAUUCGCAGCGGCAUUCCACGGGAAUGUCUUUGACCGAGCCGAUGCUCUUAUGGCCAACCCUGGUAUCUCUAUGGGGCGCAAUGGAGGGUUUGGAAAGGGUCAUAUGGGAUUCAGUUCACUGUCUUCACUAUCUUCCAUGUCCUCAGACGAGGGAAUCCUUCCUUCUCAUGGGCCACUUGGACCAGUACCACUCCGCCUGAACGGAGGCAAAGUUGCCUUUUAGAUCACAGUGCCGAGUCCUUCCUUGGAUCUCGAACUCAAUACUUGCUGUUCGGUGCAGUCGUUGCUGUUGUUUGCAUAAGGCAAGGGGGUCAUUUGGUUAUCUUUAGAACUUAUUGAGGCUUUUUGAACCGGCGUAUUGAGGGAAAAAGUUCGCCGGAAGCCAUUCCUUUACCGCAUAGCCUUGGCGUUUGG